AUGGAUAAUACUUAUCAAAGGGCUUCUUCAUAUUCAGUUACAACAUCCAAUUCUGCAAAGAGACAACGUACUUCCACUGAUCCCACAGUAUAUGCACAAUUGAUUUCAUUGACUAUUGGUGAUUGUCAAAUAUCAAUGGAAGAACUCAAAUGCCUUCUUUUACUGACACCUUCACUUGUCCACCUCAAACUGGUUUCAUCUAGAUCAGAAACUUAUUCGAUAUUCGAUGGUUCUUAUUGGGAGCAAUUUAUUCAAAAUAAUCUACUUUUACUGAAUAAAUUUCAAUUUUUCUUCACUUAUAUUACCGAUGAAUUUAAUGAUACCAAUACUUUGGACUCACUUAUUCUACCAUUUCGAAGUUCGUUCUGGCUCAACAACAAACAUUGGCUUGUCAGUUGUGACUAUACCCCACGAAAACGGAACAUUCGACUCUAUACAUCAUCAGCCUACAAGGAUAUCGAAGCAAGAUCUUCUAAACUUUUAAUAUCAUCGAUAAAUCCUAAAUGUCGUAUGAUUUUGCAUUCGAAUGAAGACAUGGACCAUUACAGUAGAAAAGAAACAUUAACAAUACUUAGACUUCGGUGUAAUGGAAUCGGUGAUAUUGGAGCACAAUAUCUAGCUGAUGCAUUACGAAAUCAUCAGAUAAUCACCAAAUUACACCUUUCGGGGAAUAAAAUCGGCUAUACUGGAGCACAGCAUUUAGCUGAAGCGUUACGCAACAAUGAAACAAUCACCGAAUUAAACCUUUCGCUGAAUAAAAUCGGAGAUACUGGAGCACAGCAUUUAGCUAAAGCAUUACGCAACAAUAAAACAAUCACCGAAUUAAACCUUUCGCUGAAUAAAAUCGGAGAUACUGGAGCACAGCAUUUAGCUAAAGCAUUACACAACAAUAAAACAAUCACCAAAUUAAACCUUUCGCUGAAUAAAAUCGGAGAUACAGGAGCACAGCAUUUAGCUGAAGCAUUACACAACAAUGAAACAAUCACCGACUUAAAUCUUUCGAUGAAUAAGAUCGGCGAUAUUGGAGCACACCAUUUAGCUUAUAUGUUACAAAACAAUAAAGCUCUCACUUCACUGCUACUAGGAAUUGCUUCAUCACAGUCACCUUCAACGGUAAUAGGUCCUUAUGAUGAACAAUCAAAUCGAAUCGGAUAUGAAGGAGCAAAGCAUCUUGCUGAUGCAUUACAAAAAAACAAAACACUCACAACAUUAGAUUUGUCAGACAACAGCAUUGGAGAUGUUGGAGUGAAAUAUCUCAGUGACGUAUUACAAUAUAAUAAAGUGCUUGAUUACACAUUAAAAAUAUUGACACUUUCGCAUAAUAAUAUUAGUGAUAUUGGAGUACAAUAUUUAGCCAAUGUCUUACAAAAUAAUGCUACACUUAUUACACUUGAUCUUCGAUCGAAUCAAAUUGGAGAUGAUGGGGCACAACAAUUGGCUUUUGCUUUGAAAAACAAUGAAAUUUUGAUUGGCUAUUGGUUUUUUCCCAGUUAUGCUGUCUGUCAUCAUGGUUUUAUACAAUGUAGUCAUUUAUGUGAAAAAUUUCCCAACAUCAUUUCAUCGAUGACAAACAACAUGUUAGCAUCUCUUGAAACAUUGCCAAUUGAAUUACUGUAUCAGAUUUUUGAUAAUCUCGAUGUUGAAACAAUUGUAGUUUCGUUAAGACAAGUAUGUCGAUUGUUUCGUUCAGUUAUUCAAACUUAUAACCGUUAUGUAUUCGAUUUUCAAUCGAUUUCGAAAUCUAAUUUUAAUCUUAUUUGUCGAAUAGUUCGUCAUGAGAAUGUCAUUUCAUUGAUACUGAACAAUGACAAAACACCUGGCCAGAUAGAUUUUUUUCUUUCGUCAGUUCGAAUUUAUCGAUUUACUCGACUUCGAUCUCUUAUUCUUCGAGAUGUUGAUGAAUCGCAAGCAACUAAUAUUUUAACACGUAUAAAAGUUGAUCAGCUUAACUCAUUUGUAAUAAAAAUACAAAAAUAUGAUCAAAGACGAAAAAUGACAACUGUGAAACUUAUGACUACUAUCAUUUCCCAAUUGCAUCUUCAGAAACUUGACAUACAAAUAGAAAGUGAGAGAUUUGGUUUGAUAAAAUGGCUUGAAAAAAGUACGCUUCGUGAUUUAUCAAUCAAUGGAAAUAUGACUUUCCAUAAUUUAUGCACAAUUAUGCAAUGUUCUCCACAGUUACGAGCACUUACGAUACAACAAGUACUGCCAUUUAUGGAUAACACGAAUAAUUCCAUAUGUUUUCUUCAAUUGACUUCACUUACGAUUGCUGAAAUACAUAUAAAUAUCGAUCAACUAGAAUCUUUUCUUUUAUUCACUCCAUCACUGACUCAUCUAAAAAUGAUUGGUGAAAUAAAUAUUCUUGAUGGAACAAGAUGGGAGCAAUUUAUUCAAAUACGUUUACCAAUGCUAGAUAGAUUCGAACUUUUGGUAUGGAUAUAUCACACGUUCCCUCAAACUCUUCAAGAUAUUGAAUCAAUCAUUAAAUCAUUCCGAUCUUUAUUUUGGAUUGAACAUAAAAAAUGGUUUUUCACAUGCGAAUAUGAUAUUGAAUCUUCGAAAAAAAUAUAUCUCUAUUCAUUACCAAUUUGUCAAACAACAAUGAAAUACAUACCAUCGUCACAGAGAAUGUCACUUUCCACCACUACUACAUCUAAUUUAUCAAGAAUGGACAAUGUCGAGAAUGUUAUUUUAACAAUGACAAAAGCUUUGGCUGAUGAGAUAGCGGAGAAAGAAACAAUGAUCAUGAAUCCUGUGUUUUGUAAAGCGACUAAACUCUUUAUUAAUCUGGCCGAUGAUUGGCCAUUUAUUCCUCUCAUUUCACUUUCAGUUCUUAUCGAUCUUUCACAUCUUGUUGAAAUCGAAUUUAACAGCUGUUUUCCUAUUACAUCAGAUACAAAUGCAUUAUCUGAUAUUAUCAAUUUAAUUCAACAAGCACAUAAUCUUUCAUCUUUAUUAAUUUAUUCACAUUUUGCCUAUGGAUUUGGUUUAUGUACAGAAGAUAUUUGCUGUCUUAUUUCGCGUCAGAUAAAACAUUUACAAAUACCUGUUGAUGAUUUAAAUGAUAUAAAAAUUGUUUUGGAACGAUGUAAUCAUUUAUCAAGUAUUCAAUUCGAUAUUCGUCAAAGAAAAUUUUCAAAAGAGAUUGUCCAAUGGAUAGUCGAUAAUACAAUCGAUUCAACAUAUCGAACAGAUGCCAAUUUUGUUAAAGUGUGGCUUGGGAAGAAUAAGAUCGAAUCAAAUGAAUUUAAUGUUGGAUUUAAACGAAUGAAAUUCAGUGAACAUUGUUGA
Adineta steineri is the source of this 3291-nucleotide messenger RNA. Lineage: Eukaryota; Metazoa; Rotifera; Eurotatoria; Adinetida; Adinetidae. The record is from the annotation of a GenBank genome assembly.